AUGUUACGAUUAUUGGUUAUCUGUAUUAUUGCUUUUGUUCAGAAUGCUGCCAGUCAAGCACUUAGGCCUGGCAUGCCUAACCAGUUAGGCAUGAACAGUCUUACAAACAACGCCCUACUUGCAAACAAUAUGGCGCUGGGACAAGAUAUUGCUGCUUCCGGUCUUUCGGCGCUUGGAAAUGGCAUAGCUGGUAACGCCAUAGCUGCUAAUGCUAAUGCGAUAAAUGCUAAUUCUGCAAAUGCUAAUUUAAAUAACCUUUCCAUCGGUGGACUGCCAAUCUCUGGAGUGUCACCAAUUGGUUACGGCGAUGUUGCCGUUGUGGGCGAAAUGCCCGUUGGUGGAUCUACAGCGGUAGUGGGUAAUGUGCCGGUAAUUGGUUUUGUGACAUUUGAAGGGAACAUCCCAGCUGGGGGCACAGUCACUUUGGCAAGCAAUUGCGGAUGUAAUGGAGCAGCUGUUUAUUAG
Molecule: messenger RNA, 465 nt
Organism: Pieris macdunnoughi
Lineage: Eukaryota; Metazoa; Arthropoda; Insecta; Lepidoptera; Pieridae
Source: the annotation of a GenBank genome assembly